AUGAUUGAUCAAAACGACAAAGACGAGAGUGAACGACGAUUACUUGAACAAGAGUUGGCUUCAGAGUUGGAUGAGUUGACCGCUGACGAUGUUUGGCUCGAUGACGGCAAUUUUAACGAUACAAUUGUCGAUGAUAAGUUCGAUCAUAACGAAACGAUUUCCACAAGUUGGAAGCUAUUGCUAGAAAGCCUUGAGCGAAAUGACUGUGAAUUCUAUAAACCAUGCCACGAAAACUUGCACGAGCUACGUGCAUCUUAUCUAGAUGCUACAAUUGACGAAAAAACGCAACAUGAACAGAAAGUGAAUGAGAGAGACACUGAUAGAUUAGUAGUUCAAACACGCUGCAAUGCCCCUGCUGUUCCUCAUCAGACUAUUAAUGAGAUUGAAAGUCAUGACACACUGCGUAGCGAGAUCGAUGUUUUGAAAAAAGAGCGUGAUGACGACUUACAAGUCACUUCAAAUGCCAUUUGUGAGAAUUUGACGCAUUUUGUUUCUGAUGAACCUGUUCGAAUUUCACCGCGCUCGAUUUUGGAUUCGGAUCAAGACCUUCAAACGUUACCAACUGAUAUAUCUUCCUUAGCAAUUUCUGAAGAAGAACGAAAUGCACUCGAUCAAGUAAAGCAAGCAAAGCUUAAAGCUAUCGCAAUGCAACAUGAAAUUCGAAUAACGAGGCGUUUAACGGCUCAGGCGCGAGUCGAAACAGAACACGCAGAGACAGCAAAAUUGUUACUCUGUUUUGAAGAAGAAUUUCAAAGUCAAGAGAAAAAUGCAGCGAUGCUACGUCAGGAGGCCCAUGAGCGGUCUCAAUUAGCUCUCGAAGAAAUUCGUUGUCGACGAGUUGCUGCUGCGGAGCGUGAAGUUGAGGAGCGCGUGUUGAUGACGUUGGCUGAUAAAGAUUCGCAAAGAUUUGCUUUUGAAAUUGUUUGUGUGCGAAGAGAAGAGUGUUUGAUGAAAGCCGAAGAUCAAGCUGAAAAGCAUCGGAUCUGGAUAUCACAACAAAGACAAAAGAUUGUGGCUCAGAAUUGCUUUGCGCUAGUGUUAAUUGCUUUGGUUAAUUUUCACACACGUCGACAAAAAGCUCGAGAGCAAGAGAAUAAACGAGAGCUCCGCGAGUGCGUAGAAAUGCGAGCAGAAGAAGCCAGGGCACGACGUGUGAGUGUCGAAAAACGUCUGUUAUAUGAGCAGCAAGAGCGUGAUAGAAAUCGAAUUGGGAUGACUGCGGAAGAUUUACUGUCAAAGGAUAUUGAAACAUGCAUCCGAUAUGAAGAGGAGGAGAGAUGUCGGCAAUUAACGCGUUGCAAGAGCAUGCAGAUGGAAGAGAUCCAAUCACGCGCUGGAUGGGCUUUCAUUGCACAUUUGCGACUUCAACAACAACAAAACGAAAAUCACGCACGCUUUUUCAUGAAUCAAGAAGAAUUGCGUACUCGUAUUGCGUGGAAUUAUCAAAUUGAAGCCAAGAGACAAGAGUGCGAACGAAGUCUUCUAGCGAUAUCGUCAGCCUUGCAACGACUUGGACGCGUAUUAAAACGACAUCAAGUUGAAGCAUUUUAUACAGAAUGGAAGAUGUGGCUUGAGCACGAAAUUACUUGGAAUCGUGUGCGAAUGGAGGUUGCAGAGAAGGCCGCAGAAAAAAUUCAAACAUGGUAUCAAUUGUAUCGAUGUAAAGGGCAAGAGAACAUGGCUGUUCUUUGUCUUGAGGAAGAAAUUGAUAAUGAACCGCAUGUAGCUUGUGAAGAUGAUGAGGAGGAGAUUGUUGAGCAAAAGGUUUAUGAGACAGCGGAGGCUCAUGGGGCAGCUCUUUGCGUACAAUCCGCUUUUCGUGGUUUUCACGUGCGACGAAAGUAUGCUCAUGCAUUAGCGCUUGCCAUCGAUUUUGGAACGAAUGACGAUGAACUUGUGAUGGAUGGUGUGGAUAUAGAAAAUUUUCUUCAGCUUCCACCUGAAUUGACCGAUGGGUGGGAAGAUCCCGUACUUCCAGUAAUCAUCCAAGAACAAUAUUCAUCGAAAACUAAACAUUUUGACGGAAAUUGUAGUCACGACAUCGACAACAAAGUGAGAUUAUUACCUCGAUCUGAUGUUGACAUCCCGUUAAAAGAACCACAUUUGGCAGCAACCUUGUGGAAUAAGAUGAAGCGUGUAAAGCAGUACCAGCAACAAUCCCGACUAGAGCGCCAACGCCAGCGAGAUCCAAUCUAUCGGGUUUCAAAAUUACUGCAGCGCAAGCCUCCGACUUCAAGUAGUGUUCAGAAUGGAAAUAACCAGAGCAGUAGCUCGGCUAAAGAAGUUCAGAAAACGACAAAUUUUAUCUCAUGGUCAGUCACUACCUCUUCAAAAAAGAAGCCAAAGGUGAAAUUGCCAUCACUGGUAGAGCGACUACGAAAACAAACAAUGGCAGAACGAUGA
Plasmopara halstedii is the source of this 2403-nucleotide messenger RNA. RefSeq names its product IQ motif, EF-hand binding site. The record is from RefSeq and is a predicted model, not a curated record. Lineage: Eukaryota; Oomycota; Peronosporomycetes; Peronosporales; Peronosporaceae. Gene Ontology annotation, molecular function: protein binding. Bases 1 to 2403 code for a protein of 800 amino acids. The transcript is spliced from 2 exons.